Molecule: messenger RNA, 1815 nt
Organism: Ogataea angusta
Lineage: Eukaryota; Fungi; Ascomycota; Pichiomycetes; Pichiales; Pichiaceae
Exons: 1
Coding region: 1-1815 (604 amino acids)
Biological process (GO): regulation of actin filament polymerization
Molecular function (GO): protein binding
Source: RefSeq, a predicted model, not a curated record
AUGGAGAUUAGCAUUGGAAACGAGCUCAAGGACGCGUUCAAGCCGACGGAGCGGUGGGUCAAGGCCGGGCUGGACUGGAUCGGCGAUCUGGAGGCGUUCUACCGCCAGCGGGCUGUCAUUGAGGCCGAGUAUGCCGAGAAGCUCAAGAGUCUGUGCUCGGAGACGUUCAAGAAGAAGGCCAAGGUUUCUGCCGCUGUGAGCGUCGGGCCGGACCCGCUGAUUACGCCUGGGUCUUUGGAGAGCGCCAGUUUGGUUGCGUGGAACGAGAUCAUCUCGCAGACGGAGCAGCUGGCCAAGGAGCGCGGCGAUCUGGCCAAGCAUUUCGAUAAGCGGGUCGUGGCGACUUUCUCGGAUAUCCAGGCGCGCUACGACGCGAUACGGCAGAGGUGGAAGCAGACGGACGAGGACCUGCAGAGCGUGAGAAACAAGCACUUUGAGGAGGUCACCAAGGCGAAAAAGGAGUACGACAAUGCGUGUCAGGCGAUGGAGAACCAGCGGUCGAAAACAGAAAAAAGCAGCGGGGAGCGGGUGCAGCACAAGUACGAGAAGCGGGAGUUUGAGAUGAACGUGGCGAAAAACAACUAUCUGAUCAAGAUCAACGUCGCGAACCGGCUCAAGGACAAGUACUACUACCAGGACCUGCCCGAGGUUCUGGACGGGCUGCAGGCAUUGAACGAGUCGCGGGUGAACCGUGUGAACGGCCUUUGGCUGACGGCGACUGCUCUGGAGCGGCAGAGUCUGGAAUCCGGCCUCAAGUGUCUGGAGAGCAUGGAGCGCAUGGUGAAGCAGAACCUGCCGAAGCUGGACACGGUGAUGUUUGUGAAGCACAACAUGGGCAACUGGACGGAGCCGGCGGACUUCUACUACGUUCCGUCGAGCAUCUGGCACGACGACGAGUCGAUGAUUACGACGGACCGCGAGCUGGAGGUGUUGAAGCAGAAACUGAGCGAGAGCUCGCGUUUGUACGACAGGUACGAGCGGAUCUGCGCCGAGGAGAAGCAGCAGCUCGCGGAGAACGUGGAGGAGCGGCGGCAGCUGAUGGAGGACGCGUUUUCGGAGGUGAAGGUCAAGUCGAAGGACGAGUAUUACAAGUACGAGAUACUAUUGAGCAAGGGCCUGGCGGAGCUGCACAAGUUUGCGAACGACGACACGAGCCGGGUCACGGCCGAGGUCGAGAUCGAGACGAUCCAGUCGGCGGCCGAGGGCAAGGACCUGACGCUGACGCGGCCGGUCGAGAAGAAGAAGAAGCGCACGCUGGGCUUUUUGCGCAAGAAGACCGCCAACGAGCCCGAGCUCGACGACGUGCAGUCUGUCACCAGCGGGGUGAGCAGGCUGACCACGGCGACGCACGGCAGCACCAAGGGCCGGCUGUUUGGCCAGAUCGGCAGCAUGUUUUCUGGUGGUAGCAGCAGCGCGCCGUCGGCCAAGGCGCUGUAUGCGUACACGGCGGGCGACGCGGACGAGGCCUCCAUCAUGCCGGGCGACGAGCUGCAGGUGCUGGAGGAGGACGCGGGUUCCGGCUGGACGCGCGUGCAGACGCCUGCUGGCGAGACGGGCCUGGUUCCGACGACGUACAUCCAGGUGUCGCAGAGCAAGAAGCAGGGCCCAAAAGUGGCGCCGCGCAAGGGGGCCCGGCGCGUCAAGUAUAUGGAGAUACUGUACGACUAUGAGCCGCAGGGCGACGACGAGCUCGGCGUGGCUGUUGGCGACCGCGUCGCGGUGGUCACCGAGGACCCGGGCACCGGGUGGACAGAGGGCGAGAUCGAAGGUGUCAAGGGCCUGUUUCCAACGAGCUACGGACGGCUCGUCGAGUGA